Molecule: messenger RNA, 489 nt
Organism: Prorocentrum cordatum
Lineage: Eukaryota; Dinophyceae; Prorocentrales; Prorocentraceae
Source: the annotation of a GenBank genome assembly
AUGCGUGAGGGCCCCCUGGCCUGCAAGCGGGGCGAAAAGGGUUGUCGUAUUUUGUUCGCGGCUCUUGGAUCUGAGGGCUCUGAGACAAUGCAGACCCUGGCGAUCCUCGUCGCCCUCCUGAGCCUGCCUGCGGUGGGUACCUCGAACGCCACCCACAAGGUCAGCCCGGGCGAGUGCCACUGCGGGUGUUGUGCGCCGGUGGCCUCUGGCGAGAAGGCGUGCACUGCCCCCGUGGGAGCAUUGCACAGCACCACCAAGACAGACAUGUGUCGCACCGUGUACUGCACGGACCCGUCGGACACGACAGGCGCGCAGAAUCAGGCAUGGAGCAGCUUCUGCAGUGGUGCGUGCUUCCCACACCCAGAGGUCGGGUCUACGUGCUUCCGAAGGCGUGCGAGGAUGCGGGCGUCAACGUGCACUGCCAGUGAGCAGGGUCGAGCUCACAGCUUGCUGCCACCGCUUGACCCAAGAGGAAGAGGUGAUGGAUAG